AUGGCUAUGGUCGAAGUCUUUCUCGGUGCAUUUGUCACAGUUUUGCUUGAGAAGCUAGCAUCUGGUGAGCUUCUAAAAUUUCUGCGUCGCGUAGGAAUUGAUGCCCACCUGAAAGAAUGGCGUACGACAUUGUUGAUGAUUAAAUCUGUACUUAGCGAUGCUGAAAACAAGCAAACAGCAAAUGAAGCAGUGAAAGAGUGGCUGAAUGAAUUGGAGAAUUUGGCUUAUGAUCUUGAUGACUUAGUGGAUGAGUUGCACACUGAAGCUUUGCAGCGCAGAUUAGUUGGAGCUGAAGGCGGAACCAGUAAGGUACGGAAGCUUCUCCCUACUUGCUGUACUGAUCUCGCUUAUAGCGAUUUUAUGUUUGACCGCGGAAUUGCUUCCAAACUACAAGAUACUAAUGUCCGAUUGGAAGUUCUAGUCAAGAAGAUUAGUAUGCUUAGUUUAAUGGAGACCACGAGGGGGCUGCCGGGAAAAAAAGGAAAAAAAUUGCAAAUGACUUCACUUGUGGAUGAAUCUGAUGUACAUGGAAGAGAAGAGGACAGAGAAAAAAUAAUUGAGAUGUUGUUGGGGGCUGAAUCAAGUGAUAGUCCAAUAUCUGUGAUUCCCAUUGUGGGAAUGGGAGGUGUGGGGAAAACAACCCUAGUCCAGUUAGUAUACAAUGAUGAAAGAUUAAACGGUGAGUUUGAUCUGAAGGCUUGGGCUUGUGUUUCUGAUGAAUUCGAUGCUUUUAGGGUAACAAAAAUCAUCCUUGAGGCAGUUUCCGGUGGAAGGUGUGACUAUGAAGAUUUUAACAUGCUUCAGGUCAAACUAAAGGAAAAUCUUUUAAACAAGAGAUUCCUAAUAGUUUUAGAUGAUGUCUGGAAUGAAAAUUAUGGAGAUUGGAACAUUCUACGCCGUCCUUUCCUUUCUGGCAGACCUGGGAGCAAAAUCAUUGUUACUAGUCGACAUCAAAGGGUGGCCAAAAUCAUGUCGCCAAUUUCAGCACAUCAUGUGACUGUGUUAUCAGACGAUAAUGCUUUAUCGUUGUUAGCUCAUCAUGCACUGGGAACAAAGAAUUUUGAUGUACGACAAGAUCUAAAAGAGAUGGGUGAAUACUUGGUGAAAAGAUGUAAAAACUUGCCACUAGCAGUGAAGGCUGUUGGAGGAAUCCUUCGCACAAAAGUUAAUCCUAAAGACUGGGAAGAUGUAUUGAAUAAUGAAAUUUGGAUAAAUGGAGAAAAUAGUGAAAUUCUUCCUUCUUUAAAACUCAGUUACCAAUAUCUUCCUCCACAACUGAAACGAUGUUUUGCUUAUCGUGCCAUCUUCCCCAAGGACUAUGAGUUCGACAAGUCCGAGCUGCUGUAUCUUUGGAUGGCUGAAGGUUUUCUGCAUCAUUCACAGCAAGAGAGGUCAACUGAAGAAUUGGGAAGUGAUUAUUUUGAUGAACUAUUAGCGAGAUCAUUCUUCCAACAAUCAGGCUUCAAUUCUUCAUGUUUUGUGAUGCAUGACCUCCUUAAUGACUUAGCAAUCAGUGUCGCUGGAGAUAAAUGUUUGAUGUUGGAUGAUAAGUUGAAGGAAAAUCUUCAAAGCAAUAUUUCUGCAAAGGUCCGUCACUUGUCGUUCAUUCGCCAUUUCUUUGAAUCCUACCAAAAAUUUAACCUUGUCAAUAAAUUUCAGAGUUUAAGAACUUUUUUGCCUCUCCCCAUAAACAAGUACGUUGGUCAAAAUUUCAUGUCCCAAAGAGUUUUGCUCGACCUAUUGCCAAAGUUGUGCUGCUUAAGAGUGCUAUCAUUAAGUGGUUAUGAUUCAAUUUAUGAGCUGCCAAGUUCUAUCAGUAACCUAAGACAUUUACGAUAUCUUAACUUAAACAGGACUUCGCUCAAACGGUUGCCUGAAUCCCUGAUCACCCUUGUCAACUUACAAGUGUUGAUCCUAAGGAACUGUGACAAACUUAUCAAAUUACCGCCAGGGAUAGAAAAUCUUAUCAAUCUCCAUCAUCUGGACAUUGUUAAUACUGAUCUAUUAGAUGAGGUACCGGAAGGAAUUGCUCAACUGGGAAGUUUACAGACAUUAUCCAAGCUGAUUGUGAGUAAAAGCAGAGGGUUGAAAUUGAAAGAUUUGGGGAAACUCUCGCUUCUACAAGGAGAAAUUUAUAUAAUGGAACUGCAAAAUGUGGUGAAUGUUCAAGAAGCAAUAGAUGCGAGACUAAUGCAUAAACCAAGUCUUAACAAAAUAAGGUUGGCAUGGAGCAACAACUUCGAUGAUUCUCGAAAUGAAAUGCUGGAAGCAGAAGUGCUUAAUGCUCUAAAGCCCCAUGAGAAUUUAUCUAGUCUUGAAAUUGAUUUUUAUGGUGGUGCACAGUUAUCGGGUUGGAUUGGGGAUAUGUCAUUCUUCAAGUUAGCAAAAAUAAGGUUUAGCUCUUGUAAAAACUGCAUGAGUUUGCCAACAUUAGGGCAUCUACCCUUGCUAAGAGAAUUGAGCAUUCAAGGAAUGAAUCAAGUAAAAGUGGUUGGAGUUGAAUUUUAUGGAAAUCUAUGCAGUGAAAAAUUGUCAUUUCAAUCACUAGAAACUCUGACUUUUGAGGACAUGCCAGAAUGGGAGGAGUGGCAUGGAUUAUCGCUUGAAGUAGAAGCAACAGUUGAAUUUCCUAAGUUGUUUGAAUUGUUCAUACGAAGAUGUCCUAAAUUGGUCAGGCUUCCAAUUCUUUCGCUUCCAUCUACUUUUGGAGUAAAAGUAGAAGAGUGUAAUGAGGUGGUGCUAAAUUGCAUGCACAAUUUGAACUCCCUAACCCACUUGAAGUUGGGGAAGAUUUUUGGGUUAACUUCAGUCUUGAAAGCAUUUCAGAGGUUUCCUUUGAAACUUGAAAAUUUUGAAAUUGAUCACUGUGAUGACCUAGCGACUCUGUGGCCAAACGAUAAUAUUUCACGACAACUAGACAACCUACGGAAGGUUGUUGUUAAAAGGUGCCCUCAGCUCUUGUCCCUUCAAGAAAUUGGUGCUCUUCCUGUUGUUACAUCCCUUAGUAUUGACUCUUGUGCAGCUCUAGAGUUCUUGCCUAAGAGCAUAUCUCCUCUAACAAUAUUGGCUAUCCAAAAUUGCCCGUUGUUGAAGAUGGUGGAGUUAGAGGAGUGUAGAACUUCACUCGAAUCUCUUAUUAUCAAUUGGGGGAAUUUAAAUAUGACAAAUUUAUUGGGGUCUAGUCAUAAUUACUCAUGUUUAACUUACCUCAAUAUAUAUUCGUGUGAUGAUCUGGAAGCGUUUCCCCUGGGAGGCUUGCCAACUCCAAAUUUGAGACAUCUUCAUAUAACUGAUUGCCGUCGUCUAAAGACCUUACCCGACCAGAUGGAAUUACUAUCAUCUCUUAAAUCCCUGUGGGUGGAGAAUUGUACUUCAUUAGUAGAGCCCUUUCCACAAGGGAACAUUCCCCCCAAUCUGACCUCCCUUGCAAUCACCAACUGCGGGAAACUAAAGCCCCUGGCAGAGUGGGACUUACACAAACUCACCUCCCUGUAUGAAUUUGUGGUCAGUGGUGGAUAUCCAGAACUGGUUUCCUUCUCCAACAAUGAUGAUGAACACAAUUUUUUUCCUCCAUCUCUAACUCAGUUGUGGUUGAGUGACCUUCCGAAACUGGAAAUCUUAUCAAAGGGAUUCCAAAACCUCACAUCUCUUCGACGUUUAUCCAUCUCAAAAUGCCCAAAUCUCGUGGCGUUGCCUAUGGACAACCAGCUCCACAACCUUUGGAGCCUUUGGAUCGAUGACUGCCCACUUAUUAAGAGACGCUGUUCGAAGUACAAAGGAGACUACUGGACCACGAUCAGCUACGUUCCUGAGGUUCUAAUUGAUGGGCGUUCCAUCUAUUAA
Messenger RNA from Fraxinus pennsylvanica, 3843 nucleotides. The record is from the annotation of a GenBank genome assembly. NCBI's taxonomy places the organism in Eukaryota, Viridiplantae, Streptophyta, Magnoliopsida, Lamiales, Oleaceae.